Messenger RNA from Lycium barbarum (goji berry), 2359 nucleotides. Its product is annotated as cysteine-rich receptor-like protein kinase 44. Gene Ontology annotation, molecular function: ATP binding; protein kinase activity. Gene Ontology annotation, biological process: protein phosphorylation. NCBI's taxonomy places the organism in Eukaryota, Viridiplantae, Streptophyta, Magnoliopsida, Solanales, Solanaceae. The record is from RefSeq and is a predicted model, not a curated record. The transcript is spliced from 7 exons. Bases 197 to 2236 code for a protein of 679 amino acids.
GUUAGGCAAAUGUAGUCCACUGCACCCUUCCUACACGUUUUCUCCAACUCUAUUUACUUUUCAAGCUCUUGCAGUUCUAGGUCCGAUAUAUAAACAAAUUACUUGGUACUAUUACACAUUCAGCACUGAAUUUACUAUCAAAAUUUGCCUGUCACUUGUAGCCAACCAUUCUAUAUAUCGAGCAACUUAGACAGCCAUGACCAUGGCUAUCCAGAAGUGGCUGCUCUUUCUUUUUUUGCAUAUACAUCUUCAUGUUGUUGUCCUAGCGCAGCUGCCUGAUUUACGAUACAAGUUAUGUGGUCAAAAUGGUAACUAUACUGAAAAUAGUACAUACAAGACCAAUCUUAACACACUCCUCUCUUCCCUUCCAUCAAAAAUUGAUAAAUAUGGUUUCUACAAUGCUUCCAUUGGGCAAAAUACCGACAGAGCCAGUGUUAUUGUGUUAUGUAGAGGAGAUCUGGAGCUAGAGGAAUGUCGCAGUUGUGUCAAUAGCCUUGCUCAAAAGCUUGUACAGUUAUGUUCUAACCAAAAAGAAGUUUUUGGUGGCUAUGAUGGAUGUAUGUUACAGUAUUCGAAUCAAUCCAUUGUAGGCACUGCGUCAUUUCGUGUUCGAUAUUACCUUUGGAAUCCUGCGAAUGCCUCAAAACCUGAGGAAUUUAAUCAGGACCUGAUAAAAUUAUUGGAAAAUUUACGAGACGCUGCUGCAAAGGGUGGUCCUCUCCGAAAAUAUGCUAGUGGUAAUGUGACAGGUCCAAAUUCUCAGUCUAUAUACGCGCUUGUGCAGUGUACUCCUAAUUUGGAUCGUCAAACUUGCUUCAAUUGCUUAGCUGACGCUUAUGCAAAUAUGCCUAAUUGUCCCUGCAAGGGAAAGAUGGGUGGCAGAAUCAUAGGAACUAGUUGCAACUUCCGUUAUGAAAGUUCCCGUUUCUUCGAGAAUGUGGCGUUGGAAGCCCCGCCACCUGCAGGGAAUGAUAAUAAAACAGUUCCAACAGGGAGGGAUGAUAAAACAGCUCCAACGGGGAAGGAUGAUAAAACAUCACGAACAAUCAUCAUUAUCGUUGUGCCAACUGUUACAAUUGUUAUUCUCAUUAUUUGUCUUUCUGUCAUCUUGAUGAGGAGGCGUAAAAGGAAGCCAGUGAAAGGAAUUCAGAAUAUACAGGGGGAUGAUUUUAGCACCGCAGAAUCCUUGCAAUAUGAUUUUUCUACAAUUGAAGCAGCAACAGAUAACUUUUCAAAUGCUAAUAAGUUGGGACAAGGCGGAUUUGGUCCCGUCUACAAGGGUAAGCUUCCAAAUGGACAAGAAGUAGCAGUGAAAAGAUUGUCAGCAGAUUCAGGUCAAGGUAAUCUAGAAUUCAAAAAUGAGGUCUUGUUGGUUGCCAGACUUCAACACAGGAAUUUGGUUAGGUUGCUGGGAUUUUGCCUAGAUGGAACAGAGAGACUUCUUGUCUACGAGUUUGUUCCCAAUGCAAGCCUUGAUCACUUUUUAUUUGAUUCAGUUAAAUGUAAGCAAUUGGACUGGGAAAGACGAUCCAAAAUCAUCGGAGGCAUUGCUAGGGGAAUUCUUUACCUUCAUGAGGAUUCUAGACUUCGGAUCAUUCAUCGUGAUCUCAAAGCUAGUAAUAUUCUACUUGAUGCAGAAAUGAAUCCAAAAAUUUCAGACUUUGGCAUGGCAAGGCUGUUUACAUUGGAUGAAACUCAAGGCAACACAAGCAGAAUUGUUGGGACCUAUGGAUAUAUGGCACCAGAAUAUGCAAUGCAUGGGCAAUUUUCAGUAAAAUCAGAUGUUUUUAGCUUUGGAGUACUAGUCUUAGAAAUUUUAAGUGGACAAAAAAACACUAGUUUCAGAAAUGGAGAAUCCGUGAAAGAUCUUCUGAGCUAUGCUUGGUCGAAUUGGCGGAAUGGAACAGCUAUAAAUUUUAUAGAUCCAAUGCUGAGGGGAACCUCAGGACUCGUUCGGGACAUAAUGAGAUACAUUCACAUUGCUUUAUUGUGUGUUCAAGAAAAUGUGGCUGAUAGACCAACCAUGGCAGCAGUUGUUCUCAUGAUCAGUAGCCUCUCUAUGAGUCUUCCAGUGCCUUCAGGGCCUGCAUACUAUAGGCACAGCAAUACUAGCGCAGAGAUGUCGCUUAUUCAAGAAUACAACACAAGAAUGACAGACUCUAGUGAACUAGCCAAAAGUAAAUCUAUUGGUUCAUCACAAAAUGAGGCGUCAAUAUCUGAGUUAUAUCCUCGUUAACAUCCUUAGACAUAAUAACCUUUUCUCCGAGUUUACUUAUUUUCUUUGUCAGUACUAGUUCUAGUACAUGUGCUUAGGGGAUCUUAGUAGCUUUGUUGGUUAGUUACCUGAACUUUACUUGCA